This is a messenger RNA of Brassica napus (rape), 4360 nucleotides long. RefSeq names its product glutathione S-transferase T3-like. The record is from RefSeq and is a predicted model, not a curated record. The transcript is spliced from 2 exons. Lineage: Eukaryota; Viridiplantae; Streptophyta; Magnoliopsida; Brassicales; Brassicaceae. Bases 2892 to 3659 code for a protein of 255 amino acids.
ACCUGACACAUCAUCUUUUUACCUAAACAACCGGUCAACUUUUUACUUUAGAGUAUUUUUGUGAUACAAAUGUCAUUUUGAAGGUUAAAAAUGUUAGUGAAAAAAACUUCAAGAUUUAAAGUGUAAGUAAGUGACACUUUAAGAGCAUUUUAUGCGAUUUUCCCAUUUAUAAACUCAUUAUAUUCUUUAGAAACAUUUUCUGAAACAUAUAUAGAAGUUAUGGAAAUUGAUAUAUAUAUAUUUGAAAAAAAUAGUUUAAAAAGAUUUCAAAUCAUUUUUAUUGAACUUCAUCAAUGAUUUUGUAAGUUAUAGAUGAAUUUCUAAUUGAUAUGCUAGAUUAAGCAGUCUCGAUUAGAUUUAUAUAUGUCUCUGAAAUUAAUCUUUCAUAUUAUUUUUAUUUGAAUGUAUAUGUUUCAAAUGUAUUUUUAAUCCAAACAAAAAACUUUUAACUUAUCAGUUUAUUAUUCAUACUAAACACUUAUUCAAAGCUGACAGAAAAUCAUCAUCACCAUCGAAUAAAAUCAAAAGAAAACAAAACCUUUGCUUUUCUAUAAUUUUAAAUAUUAUCCUUCACUUGGAAAGAAAACAAUAUGAAAAAAAGCAGAUGGGAAUAUUCUUGUACAUGAAAGCCACAACUUGCGCUUUGUAUUGUAACUUGGGAGGUUGGUGUUGCUUCCAAGCUUACUUACAUAUCUUCUUAUCAAAAAAUUUGUUUGGUUUAUAAAGUUACAGAAACAAACACUAACUCAUUUGUGUGCGUGGUUUAUAAAGUUACAGAAACAAACACUAACACAUUAAACUGUGUUUACUUUACAAAGUUAUGGAAAUAAACACCGUGUGACCGGUAACCAUCAAAAAACAUUAGAAAUGAAUAGUAAAAUAAUGAAUAGGAAUAAAAUUUUGGGAAUGAAGAUUCCUUAUCAAAUUAACAAAGAACAUAUUUGCAUUAUAAUUCUCUACAAAAAAAGAAUAAGAAUGAAUGAAGAGGAAAAAAAUAUUUUUCAUGAAUGGUAAUCUUUUUUAAAAAACUCAUUUAAUUUUCUUUGGUUUAUAAAGUUAUAAAAACAAAUACUAACACAUUUCAUACACAAUUAGAACAACUGUUAGAAGAAUCAGUUAUAUACUCAUUGUCAACUUCACUAUAAUAUGGAUUCAAGAAUUUAAGUUCUUUCACUUUGUAUCUCAUAGAAAGGACAAGAAGAAUGAAAAUUUUAAGGAUGUCACUAUAGUGGAUAACUAUGUCAGGACUCAUGAUGAGUAACUAACAUUUUAUACUCCUAACUAUUAAACUAUAAGACCAUGCGCAUCAGGGGCUUUAGACGGGUUCACGGGCCCGAGUUCUAAGGCCGGAGUGAUUAAAAAACAAAUAAAAAUGGGUUUGUAUCGAUGAAACGGGCCUUACGGUUGAUCCGCUAUGAAGCGGAUUUAGCCACGCGUCAUUUCCCGGUUAGACGAAACAAACCGCGUAGAGGGGGAGGAAAGACGGGUUUCCCCGUGUCUCUUCUCAUUUUCUCUUCUCGAAACAAAAGCUAGGGUUUGUUCUGUGAGAGGCGAUAAUACGAGCGACGCGGAGUCUUGCCGAUUUUCUCGUUCAAAUCGACGACGGAGAGUCUUCUCCACGACCUCUGGUGAGUAUCGAGUAGAUCGACGGUUUAAUUUCGUUGAAUUUGGUCGAAAUCGUUUAGUGAGAUUUGAUAUCAAUUUGGGGUUUUCGAGUUUCGGAUGUAAAUCGAUAACUGGGUUUCAAUUAAUUGAUGUAAAUCGACAUGCGCGUUUAAUUUAGGGUUUGUUUGUGUGAGAUUUCAAAUCGAUUGAGGGGUUUGGAGUUAGGGUUCUCAAUUGAUUCGUUGAUUCGUUUUAUAGUUUUAAUUCCUCAAGAGUGCUCGAUAUAGGGGUCGGUUUAGUAUAUUGUUUCGAUUAUAAUGUUCUAAUAUAUUCAGUUUCUUUCACAGAUGGAUCCCGCGGUUGAGAGAAGCCAUUCAAAGAGACAAAAGGAGUAUUUUGACAUGCUACAAUAUACUUGUGAUUCAGAAUAUGGGAUUCCUAGAAGGUGUUCCUGUGGUGGGAGAAUCAUCGACGAGGUUCGAGCCAAGGAGGAGUACGACACUCUUCCUGGGAAGAGGUUCUUCACGUGCGUCAACUACGAGGCUGAUGGGUUUCACUACCGUCAGCCUUGGGUGUUUGGUGUCCAGGAGCAGAUGGAACGCUUACUCAAGCGUCUUGAGGAGGCAGAGGAGGUGAUGAAGUGGGUGCCGAGUCUCAAAAACAAUAUUCAGACUCUGGAGGUGAGUUAAUGAGUUUGUAUAUCGUCUCCUAUUUUGCUGCAAUCACAAUUUAAUUAUUGUUUCUAUGUGCAGGCCGAGGCAAAAGGGCUGAGUGACCAGGUUGAUCGACUAACUGGGGAGGUUUACAACCUGACGGUGCAAGUUUCUGUGCUGGAGAAGCUCUGCUUCGACUAACAAGCAAAGGUAAACACUCAAUCUUAACUGAACUAGAACAGAACUGCAAGUAGAUGUUGGUUACCUCGUAGGUAGAAGUGAAUUAGGAUUGUAUUAGGUUGAGUAGAGCAUUAAAUGUUUAAAAAUGUUUCUGUUAAAAACUUUUAUAGUUUUUAAUAACUUUUCCAACUCUUAACUAGGUAGAGUACAACUCGUACUUGAUGUUUAAAAACUUAUCGAAAAUUUUUAAAGUGAUUUGAUGGGUAAUGAAUGGUAACUGUGAAUAAGUUGUUGUGUAAUUAAGUUAAGUAGUUGUGUAAUUUACUGCAGUAGUUGUUGUGUAAUAAAGCAAUGCGAAACUAGUUUAAAACAUAGGCAUUUCACUUCUAAAAACACAAACAAUCAAACCUUAAAAAUCACACAAACCUCUUAACAACAAACCUAAAUCACACAAUGGACCCUUUUUCCCUAAACUCUCACGGGUUUGUUAACUUGUUAGCUUCGCAGAGCAGUCCUACAAUAGACGUAGACUCUGCUGAGGCACCUGUUAGCUCUCCCGGGUUAGUUAAACCAGCGGAAAGGAGAAAGUGGACCACAAAAGAAGAUCUUGUGUUGAUUAGUGCUUGGUUGAACACCAGCAAAGAUCCGAUAAUUAGUAAUGAGCAGAAGUUAGGGGCUUUUUGGAAGAGAAUUGAGGCGUACUUCAAUGCUAGUCCUCAGCUCAUUGGCUCCAUUCCUAGAGAGUGGGGUCAAUGUAAGCAGAGGUGGGGAAGGGUGAAUGCGGAGGUUUGUAGGUUUGUGGGUUCCCAUGAGGCCGCUCUGAAGCAGCAAGCUAGUGGGCAAAGUGAAAAUGAUGUCAUGAAGGCGGCUCAUGACAUCUAUUUCAAUGAUUAUAAUGCCAAGUUUGCGCUUGAACAUUGCUGGAGGGAACUUCGGUUUGAUCAGAAGUGGAAGUCACACUCUCAGCCGAAGGAGAAAAAGAAGGAAUCUGGUGCGGAGCCGGUGGGUGAGGAGGCAGAGGUUAGGCCUCCAGGCAUUAAGGCUUGCAAAGCGGGGAAACGCAAGAAGCCAGACGACGUAGCUUAUGAUCAAAUACAUAGCAUCCUAGCUAAUAAAAACACCAUUUCCAGACAAAAGAUCCUUGAUCGUCUGCUAGUAAAGGACACACUUUCCCCUAGUGAAGAAGCUCUAAAGGAGAAACUCAUCUCUGAAAUGCUUUGACGUCUCAUGUGUAGGAACUUGUUUGAAUAUGAUUGAUUGAAUGUGUUGUGUAAUUGUUUUGAUUACAUUUUGAAUGUGUUCAUUGAACUUGUGUUUUCUUUUGCAGGUACCGGGUGGGAAAGCGUCUUCAUGUCACGGGUGUUGAAGGUGAAGGAAUCUCUUGUCUUUUCUCUGUUUGAAGCCACGGGUAUGAUGUCAGUUUUUAAUCACGGGUAGAAAGUGUAGCCUUUUGUUUCAUGCUACAUCUUUCAUGUACUAUGUAGUUGCUAAAUGUCAUUUCGACUCACGGAUGUUGAUUGUAAUGUUGCUGUUGAUUCACGGAUGGUUGUGUAAACUUAAACUCUCUCCCUUUAUAUAAAUGUAUUGUCUUUGCUUAUUGUACAGAACAAGCCAAACUUGAACUCUCUCCCUCGACAAACUUCUCUUCUAUUCUAUUCUUUCUCUUCUUUCUCUUCUUUAUGUCUCUCCAUACUCUCAUCUGUAACAACACACUUCGACAAACUUCUAUCUGAUCGUGGUGCUCUCCACAACUCAACAAGCUUCAAACCUUCACAACUGAACAACCUUCACAACCUCAACAAGCUUCACAACUCAACUUGCUUCAAACCACAACAACCUUCAAACACUCAACAACAAACUCAAGGUAAGUGAACAUAAUUUAUGAAAAAAAAAGUGAUGAAGUUGAUUAAUAUUAUUGAAUA